Molecule: messenger RNA, 3195 nt
Organism: Chara braunii
Lineage: Eukaryota; Viridiplantae; Streptophyta; Charophyceae; Charales; Characeae
Source: the annotation of a GenBank genome assembly
GGGCGUGGUGCACGAUAUAGUUGGGAGCAGAUGUCUGGACGCUGAUGACGGUCUACGCCCCCUCGGAUCCGAGGGAGCGCUUGUCUUUCCUUGAGGAGCUACCAGCUAUCGUGCCUGCUGCAGACAACCUCGUUUUGGCGGGUGACCUCAACACUGUCCUCACACCAGGCCUGGACUCGCAGGAGGUGACGGCAAGGAAAAACGAUGCUGUUAUGCUCUCCAGUUUUAUGGCACAGCGUGGACUGGUAGACGCGUACAGGACCACUCAUCCAUUAGAACCAGGUUAUACCUGGUUCUCAUCACAGGUCAUGGGUGACCGCCCCCCACCAAAGCGCAGGCUCGAUCUCGUCUUGGCUGCAGGUGCCUCCUGGGAUGCCCUGACGUCGGUGGAGCUGUCAAUCGAGUCUAUGUCGGAUCACCGUCCAGUGAUUGCCAAUUUUAUUCUACCCGACCUGUUGCCAAGAGGCCCAGGCACCUUUCGCCUCAACACGGAGUUAUUAAAUGAUCCUAACGUCACCCAAUGGGUCGCUGAUCAUUGGCUCAGCUGGCAAGCCGAGAAGGAAGGAUUCGAGGGGGAAGAAGAGUGGCUGCAAAUGGGCUUUUGCAUAGUCACAAGGGCAUUGGAUGUGUUCUCAAGAAUAAGAGCUCGAGGUAGAAGGCAGGAGGAGGAAAAAUGCAGGCUCUUGAUAGCAGAGGCGGAAGCUGAGUUGGACAAGCGGCCUCUGACUGAGUUAUAUUGGCAACACAGGCGGGAUCACUGGCUUCAGCAAUUGGAGGCCAUCCAGGUCGAGCAACAGACACUAUGGGCCAGAAGAGCACAGGAGAAGGGUAUGGCUACAGGUGACCGGAUGUCUAAAGAGACUUUCCAACGCAUCUGCCCACCACGAGCGCACAGCCUGAUGCGGGAGAUGCAGCACCCGUUUCACCAGGAGGCCGAGUUGGCAAGAGAUUCAUCAACAAUUGGGGAAUAUGCUCUUAUCUAUUUUAGGGAUAUUUUAACGUCAAGAAGACCUGACAACACACCGCUUCAGCAACUGAAGGAGGAGCAUGACCUGUGGCAGCACACUCCCACAGCACUCUCGCAAGCAGCCAGCAACCUUCUUGAGGCGCCCUUCACAUUGGACGAGCUACACCAGACUGUUAAGUGUAUGGCAAAGGGGAAGAGCCCCGGGUCAGACGGUCUCCCAAUCGAAUUUUAUGAGAUAACCUGGGAACACACCGGUCCGAUCUUGCUCGAGCACUACAACAAGUUGGCGCAGGGAGGCAAGUUAACCAAUGACAUGAAGCUGGGCAUUAUCACAUUGAUAUACAAGAAAGGGGACAAAUCCAAUGUCCGAAACUGGCGUCCGAUAUCCCGACUAAAUGUCUCCUACAAAAUCCUCGCCAAGAUGAUGGCAAGAAGACUGGCCCCGUUUCUGCCAACACUGGUCCACCCAGACCAAGGGGCCUUCGUCCAGGGCAGAUCGAUCGUGGAAAACAUGCUGAUGGCAGCCGGCGCUCUAGAGAUUAUUCAGAGGGAAAACAUGCAAGUUUUGGUCGCGAUGCUUGACCUGGAGAAGGCCUACGACCGAGUCAACUGGUCGUUUGUGCUGGCCACGCUGGAGCAUAUGGGUUUUGGCCCGAUGUUUAGACUUUGGGUGAGGGAACUAUACAGAGACUCGACAGCGACAGUUAACGUCAAUGGUUUCCUCUCGCAAACCUUCACGCUGACACGCUCCCUUCGCCAAGGCUGUCCACUCGCUUCGCUCCUCUUUGCGCUGCAGAUGGAGAUCCUCUUGAAUGCACUCCGAGCUUCCCCUCGAAUCACCGGCUUGGACCUGGGGGAAGGUGAGGAAAUGCUCAUAGGUGCCAUAGCAGAUGACCUCCUUCUUGCUAUGGAAGCCACAGAGGAAUCCCUCUACGAAGCUAAGAGCAUUUUGGACUGUUAUGCCCAGCUCUCGGAGGCCCAAGUUAACUGGGGGAAGUCUAUUUACUUCCUCCCAGCAGACUAUGAACUCCCGGGGCUAGACUGGGGGAUGCAGCGUAUCGCUCCGGACAUCUCGGACCGCUAUCUUGGAAUGCAGGUCUCAUUGGUGAAUGCACGUCCCAAACAACAAGCUAUCCUCGUAGACAAGACCAAGGCCAGCCUGCAGAAGUGUCGGACUGCAGUUGGCAUCUCACUACUAGGGAGAGCUAUGCUGCUUACGUCUGCGGUAUUCGCACAGAUAUGGCAUGUGGCAGCAGUCUGCCUCAUCAGCAGACAAACAGCGAAGCAGAUAACGGUGGAGGCGGCCAAAUAUCUGUGGAAGCCCACUGCAUUAGAGGGGCAGGGAUUUGCUUCAAAAUGUGCCUGGUCCAAAGUAUCCGCCAAGAAACAGCAAGGAGGCCUGGGGAUCAUUGAUCCCUAUAAACAAAACCUUACCUUGCUUACAAAAUGGCUCCAAAAAGCCUCUACGCAGGAGGAACGAAGGACGUGGCAACCUGUGUUGGAGUACAUCCUGCAACAUGAGCUCCACCUUGCCAGGAAGAAUGAUGUCUGGGCUACCAUCUUCAUGUCAUCGUACAGACGCAGACAGCUCCAGUCGCACCUCACCGGAGCCUGUUGGACUGCUUGGCGAACWCUUGCUCCUGCUGGUGURAAACCUCCAAYCACCAAAGAUGAAGUCUUGGAUCAAUUACUCUUUGAUAAUACAGAAAUACGAAGUACGCACGGUCACCCCUUUGCUGCAACUGCAGCGCCGGGCUCCUUCGGUAGACGUUGGACGGAGAGGGGCGUAACAAGGAUCUCAUAUUUGUGGGAGGAGGACACAAAGGUAUGGACUUCGACAGAAAAGCUCAAGCGUAAACUGAGAGGGCUGCAGCUGAUUGAGAAAAGGCGACUUCAACUCACCGGUGCCAUCCCACCGGAGUGGGUAGACCUUCUCACUACCGAAGCCCCAACUGAAGGUGAAUGGUACCGGCACACGGAAGAGUUGGGGGAGACCUCCAUACUCAGGAUCGCCGAGCAAGUAGACGCCAACAGCUGGGAAGCACAGGAGUGGAAGCCAGGCGAGGACCUGAAGCACCCCAACAGACUUAGGCCUGGAGACAGCUGUGCCAUAUACACAUCUGCAGGCCUGCAGACCAUAUGAGUACUGAUGACAACCCGCAGAGGCAUCACCACUCACGACCUGCUAGCGGGAGGAGUGCCAAUCAGGAGACUCAAGAUUGACCCGC